Messenger RNA from Acanthosepion pharaonis, 600 nucleotides. Lineage: Eukaryota; Metazoa; Mollusca; Cephalopoda; Sepiida; Sepiidae. The record is from the annotation of a GenBank genome assembly.
AUGUUAUUUCUCUCACUUCCAAUUUAUCUCUCUUCCUCUCUCUCUCACUUAUCUCCCUAUCUUCUCUGUUGUCUUUUUCCUUCUCCUUUCUUUCUCCCUUUCUUCUUAUGCCCUCCUCUUCCCUUCCCAUCUCUCCCUUUAUCUUUGUAUCUCCUUCUCUUCCUCCUUUCUCUCGCUUCUUUUUCUGCCUCUCCCUUUAACUCUCUCCUACUUUCAGACAUCCACUUUCUCUCUCUCUCUCUCUCUCUCUCUCUCUCUCUCUCCCUCUCUCCCCACGUUUCUCGUUCCCCGCUCUUCUCCUUUCGCUAUGCCUCUCUACCCAUUUCUCUGUCUCCUUCACAUUUGUUAUCUCCCUCUUCUUUUUCCAAAUUUCACCCCUCUCCCUCUCUCUUACUCGUUCUCGCUCUCUCUCUCUCUCUCUCUCUCUCUCUCUAUCUAUCUAUCUAUCUCUUUAUCAAUCAUUCCUUCUUUAAUUAUAUUAUGUACAAUUCCUUCAACAUUUUUUAUCCUCUUCUUUCUAUUCCUGCCAUCUUCAAGUCUGUCCUCUUUGUAAUGCUUUUCCUUUCACGUCAUAUUCUCCUUCCGUUCAUUUCUUUCUAA